AUGUUUUAUCAUAUCGCUGUGUAUCCUGUACAAUUCGCUGUGUAUCCUGUACAAUUCGCUGUGUAUCCUGUACAAUUCGCUGUGUAUCCUGUACAAUUCGCUGUGUAUCCUGUACAAUUUGCUGUGUAUCCUGUACAAUUCGCUGUGUAUCCUGUACAAUUCGCUGUGUAUCCUGUACAAUUCGCUGUGUAUCCUGUACAAUUCGCUGUGUAUCCUGUACAAUUCGCUGUGUAUCCUGUACAAUUCGCUGUGUAUCCUGUACAAUUCGCUGUGUAUCCUGUACAAUUCGCUGUGUAUCCUGUACAAUUCGCUGUGUAUCCUGUACAAUUCGCAAACAGGCCAAACAAUUUCUAG
Molecule: messenger RNA, 354 nt
Organism: Candidula unifasciata
Lineage: Eukaryota; Metazoa; Mollusca; Gastropoda; Stylommatophora; Geomitridae
Source: the annotation of a GenBank genome assembly